Molecule: messenger RNA, 691 nt
Organism: Ichthyophthirius multifiliis
Lineage: Eukaryota; Ciliophora; Oligohymenophorea; Hymenostomatida
Exons: 2
Biological process (GO): protein stabilization; telomere maintenance via telomerase
Cellular component (GO): cytosol
Molecular function (GO): telomeric repeat DNA binding; Hsp90 protein binding
Source: RefSeq, a predicted model, not a curated record
AUGAAAAUAGAAGAAAAUAUAGAUAAAGAAGAACUGGAAGAUUUUCGAAAUUAUCCAGACUAUAUGGUAAUUGAAAAUAAAGAAGAAAUCGAAAAAACUGAAAAAGAAUUAUAAUCUGAGUUAUAAAAUUCAUAAAAAAAAUAAUAUGAAGAAGAAAAAUAAAAAAGUGAAAAUUCAAGCCAAACAGAUAGUGAAGAGGACGAAUAUCUUGAAAUUAAAUUAGAAUCAACAGAAGAAAAUCCAUAAAUAUUAUAAGCUCCUAAACAUUUAUAUGAUUGCUUAUUAGGAUUAAGAUCCGAAAAUAGAAAAAGAUUCGAACUAUCAAUAAAACAUUUAAAUUAUUUAAUUAGGAAAAGUGUAGAUGAUUUAUUUGUUAUGUGGGAAGAACUAACUAAUUAACUUUUAAGAAUACAUGAAAUUGAUAAUUGGAUUCCUAAUUUCGAUUUCUAUAGAAAAAGAGCUUUGAUAAGUUUAUGUAUAUUUAAGCCUGAAUAUGUUUCAAAGAUUAUUAUAGAUAGAUUUUUUAGUGAUGAAUGUUAUAUUGGAGAUAAACAUUUUACUAUUUAAAUAUUAAUGGAAACGACUGACGAAUUAGCAAAUAAUCCUAAUAAAUACAUGACUGAAAAAUUUAAUGAAUUUACACAAAACGAAGACUCGAAUUUUUACUUUGAAAAAAUAUCAACUACUUAUU